GUCAGAUCGAACGGUUGUGCCCCUGCUGGAUGCGAUAACUAUAAAAAGAAGAUUAUCUGUUGAAUAGUAAACAUUUAGCUGUGAGCUGUGAAUUGCGAAAAUGAAUAUAAAAUCGAUGUUUUGUUUAGCCGGCAUUUCGGUGUUACUUGUCGCUGCAGUGAAUGCAGAUGUAUCGCACAUCGUUGAGGAGAAUCCGGUGACUGAAGUGUGCCUGAGGUGCAUUUGCGAGGCAUCCAGCGAUUGUGACCCGUCAGUUCGCUGCACCGGAGACGCUUGUGGAAUGUUUCGGAUCACCUGGGCUUACUGGGCCGAUGCUGGUAAACCGGUUCUACAGGGCGAUAUUCCUGAUUCACAAGGAGCUUACGCGAAUUGCGCCAAUGAUGCUCGGUGUGCCGCUCGGACUGUACAAGGUUACAUGAGGAAGUUUGGACAGGAUUGCAACGGAGAUGGAAUCAUCGAUUGUCUGGAUCAUGCCGCUAUCCACAAGCUGGGAGGUUACGGCUGCAAAAGUUCCGUUCCAGUGAACUAUCAGAACAAGAUUGAUCAGUGCAUUCACCAUGCGGCGAGUACACAGCUCUAGACACCUUUCGACCGAUGACCGGUUGCUUGGAUUCAACGUGUUACAUCAUCAACCGUACGGUGAAUGGCAGAGACUAGAAGGCGACAGAAUGCAACUUUCAAUUAAGUUCUUAUCUCGAAUCUCGUCCAUACAGUGAACGCGUCAUUUAUUUAUUCUUUUACAGUUAAUAAAGCAGACGAUAAUCAUUA
Molecule: messenger RNA, 768 nt
Organism: Topomyia yanbarensis
Lineage: Eukaryota; Metazoa; Arthropoda; Insecta; Diptera; Culicidae
Product: lysozyme-like
Exons: 4
Coding region: 101-580 (159 amino acids)
Molecular function (GO): lysozyme activity
Source: RefSeq, a predicted model, not a curated record